UCUUCAUUUAAUGUUUUUGGAAUUGUUUUUGCUGCUAAAAAUCAUUUUCAAUUAACGAUGAAUAUAAAGAAAAUGGAAAAAGAAAUUCAUCAAGCGGUCGUAUUGAUCGAUAAUGAUGAACAUUUUGCUCCUAUUGAGCUAUCCAAGCCAAAAGUUCUGAUGAAUUUAGUCGAUCGUCCAAUGUUGCAAUACACAAUCGAUAUGUUGACAUUAUCAAAUAUUGAUGAAAUUUUUCUAUUCUGUGGUAAAUUUUUUGAAGAAAUUAAAAAAUUCAUCGACGACUAUAAACGUAAAGUGUAUGUCAAAUUGAAUAUUCAAAUAUUUUUCUCUGAAGAUUACACAAGCCUUGGACCGGUGAUGAGAGAUCUGUAUUCUCGUGGAAUAAUAAAAUCAAAUUUUAUCCUAAUACAUGGUGAUUGUGUAGGAAAUCUUAGACUGGACAAAAUGAUUGAAAAACACAAGGAAAAUAUAAAAAAAGAUCCUGGCUGUGUAAUGACUUGUAUUUUUCGUAAAGUGUGGCCAAAUCAUCGUUCUAGAUCAUCGCCAAAUCAAAAGACAAUGAUAGCUUUGGAUUCUCAACAGAAAAUAGUUUUGUUUGAAAAAUCCAUGAAGAAACGCGCCGAAAUACCAACGGAUUUAUUUGAAAGAAACUCUUGUAUUUCGAUUCAUUAUGAUCUACUUGAUACUCAAAUUGCUAUCUGUUCGGAAAAAGUUCCACCUGAUUUUUCGGACAAUUUUGAUUUUGAAACCCGUGAAAAUUUUAUUCAUGGUCUUUUGGCUGAUAUUGAACUGCUUUGUCAUCAUAUUCAUGUGGAAAUUCUUGAAGAAGGUUAUGCUGCUCGUGUCGAUAGUAUUCUAGCUUAUCGUAAUAUAAGUCGUGACCUAUUGCAACGGUUCGUUUAUCCAAUUGUUCCGAAUGGUCGUGUUAGUGAUAUUAAUAUUGAUGAUGAAAAUAUUGAGUGUUUACAAUUGGAUUCUGAUUCUGGCCAUAAUGAAGAAAUGAACGAAAAUCAUGAUGAUGAAUGUGAUUCAGAUAGUACAAAAUUUUCCGAUGCUUCCGACGAUAGUUAUGAUAGUUUAGGUGAUGAGUAUUCAGCAUUCUACAAUGAAGUAUAUGAUAGUGUUUCACGAGGAAUUGAAGAACAUUCCAUCGCAGAGAAUAUUAUAUUGGAGAUCAAUUCAUCAAAACAUGCAUAUAAUGUUCCGGUGAACGAGGUGAAUUCAUUGGUAAUCAAAGCCGUUCUAAAUUUAGCACUGAAUAGUGAUGGAAAUUUUUCAUCCACUGUUAAAUCAAAUCUAAAAUAUGGUCUACCUAUAAUUCAAAAUUAUAUCAAAAGUAUUUCAUCACAAAAUGAUUGUAUCUAUUCUAUUGAAGAAUUUCAACUACAAAACAAGGAACUGGUUACCAGCUUACAUUUGAUCAAAAUAAUUAAAUUUUUAUAUGAAGAAAAUGUACUUGAAGAAGAUUUGAUUUUAAAAUGGUUUUAUAAGCCAAAGAGUCUUUCGGAUCAUGUCACCAGUGAACAGGAAACAUUACGAAAAUCAAAAGAAGUGGGCCUUUUCAUUAAAUGGCUUGAGGAAGCUGAAGAAGAAUCCACGGAUGAUCAGGAUGAUUAAUUGAUUAAUUAAUUUCUUUUUUUGAUUAAAUUGAUUUUUUUAAAUAUAAAUUUUUUUUCAAUA
Molecule: messenger RNA, 1680 nt
Organism: Dermatophagoides farinae (American house dust mite)
Lineage: Eukaryota; Metazoa; Arthropoda; Arachnida; Sarcoptiformes; Pyroglyphidae
Gene: eIF2Bepsilon
Product: eukaryotic translation initiation factor 2B subunit epsilon
Cellular component (GO): eukaryotic translation initiation factor 2B complex
Molecular function (GO): translation initiation factor binding; translation initiation factor activity; guanyl-nucleotide exchange factor activity
Source: RefSeq, a predicted model, not a curated record